AUGAGUGUAGACCCAUCUAGUGGGCCAUCCCACAACAAGCACAAGUCAACUACGUUGGAACAGUUCAUUCAACUCAGAGAGACCAAGAACGUAUCAUUUAAUCCGCCUAUCCAAAACACUGGAAUUGAUCUUCAUCAAAAGAUCCGUGUAUGUGUUCGGAAACGUCCAUUGAGUCGAAAAGAGUUGAACAUGGGAGAGAAAGAUAUCGCGCCAGUAACUGGACCUCAUACUGUCCUAGUUAAAGCACCGAGAACAAAGAUCGAUAUGACCAGGUUCACAGAACAAUAUUCUUUUACAUUUGACGACGCUUUUGAUUGCACAUCUACAAAUGAACAGAUCUAUAACAGGACCGCAAGACCCUUAGUUGAUUAUAUGCUUCAAGGUGGAAAAGCAACCUGUUUUGCCUAUGGUCAAACAGGAUCAGGAAAGACUUAUACUAUGUUGGAUCUCCAACACGGACUGUAUGUUCUUGCAGCCAAAGAUAUCUUUAAUAGACUUGGCCAAAAAAAAUAUUCUCACUUGACUGCCUCGAUUGGAUUUUAUGAAAUCUAUCAGAACAAGCUCUACGAUUUAUUGAACCAACGGAAGGGCCUUGUUCCACGAAAUGACGGCAAUAAUAAUGUGGUUAUCGCUGGUCUUACAGAAGUUCCUGUGAAAGACGUAAACCGGCUUAUGCACACAUUUGAGUUUGGAAGCCAAGCAAGAAUGACCGGCAAAACUGGGGCAAAUAAUAAUUCAUCUCGAUCCCAUGCUGUUCUUCAAGUAUUAAUCAAAUCAGUUGAUAAGCCGUCAGCCAUAUAUGGAAAACUUAGUUUUAUAGAUUUGGCUGGUAGUGAAAGAGGAGCUGAUAGAGGUGAAGAAACAUCGACAACAACAAGACGUGAAGGCGCAGAGAUCAAUAAGAGUCUUUUAGCUUUAAAAGAGUGUAUCCGAGCAUUGGACCAGGACCAAAAGCAUGCACCUUUUCGAGGAAGUAAAUUAACGCAGGUGCUACGAGAUUCGUUUAUCGGUGACUCUCGGACAUGCAUGAUUGCGACAAUUUCACCAAAUAUGUCCAACAGCGAACACACAUUAAAUACACUCCGUUAUGCUGACAGGUAA
Messenger RNA from Phycomyces blakesleeanus NRRL 1555(-), 1101 nucleotides. RefSeq lists its product as hypothetical. The record is from RefSeq and is a predicted model, not a curated record. The coding region runs from base 1 to 1101 and encodes 366 amino acids. The transcript is spliced from 7 exons. Gene Ontology annotation, biological process: microtubule-based movement. Gene Ontology annotation, molecular function: microtubule motor activity; ATP binding; microtubule binding. Lineage: Eukaryota; Fungi; Mucoromycota; Mucoromycetes; Mucorales; Phycomycetaceae.